UAUCAGGCUUCAACUCUGAGUCAAGUGGGUGUUACAUACAGACUCUAAACAGACAAACAAACAGUCAUCGAAACUUCUUGAGAAGUGAUCUACAAAUCAGGGCGACAUGGAGCCUACUAAUUUACAGAAAGCUAUAGCUGUAGCUAACAAAGCUUCACAGGAGGAUCAGGCUGGAAAUUAUGAGGAGGCCAUUAAAUCUUAUCAACAUGCAGUGAAAUAUUUUCUACAUAUAAUAAAACGUGAACCACAGGGUAAAGAGGGCAAUCAGAAGAUCAGAGAUAAGUGUAAGCAGUAUCUUGACAGAGCGGAAGAGCUCCAAGACUAUCUUGAUAAGAAAGAGAAAGCUAUAGAUCUCGCUAGUAAGGCAUCUCAGGAGGAUAAGGCCGAAAACUAUGAAGAGGCCCUGCGUCUGUACGAGCAUGCUGUUCAGUACUUCUUGCAUGUUGUGAAAUAUGAAGCACAGGGUGAUAAAGCCAAACAAAGCAUCCGAGCCAAAUGUGCUGAGUAUUUGGACCGGGCUGAGAAACUGAAAGAGUAUUUGAAGAAGAAAGAGAAGGCACCAGCGAAGCCGGUGAAGGAGUCGCAGUCCAAUGAUAAAGGAAAUGAGAGUGAUGAAGGAGAAGACCCUGAAAAAAAAAAAUUUCAGAAUCAGCUCUCAGGAGCCAUUGUCAUGGAGAAGCCGAACAUUAAAUGGGAUGAUGUAGCUGGGUUAGAAGGGGCCAAAGAGGCCCUGAAAGAAGCUGUCAUUCUGCCAAUUAAGUUUCCACAUCUCUUUACAGGUAAAAGGACUCCGUGGAGGGGUAUCCUUCUCUUCGGGCCUCCCGGCACAGGCAAAUCAUACCUGGCCAAAGCGGUAGCGACAGAAGCCAACAAUUCCACCUUUUUCUCCAUUUCCUCCUCAGACCUGGUAUCAAAGUGGCUUGGAGAGAGUGAAAAGUUGGUGAAGAACUUGUUCACUUUGGCUCGAGAACACAAACCCUCUAUUAUCUUCAUUGAUGAGAUUGAUUCACUGUGCGGCUCCAGAAGUGAGAAUGAAAGUGAAGCGGCUCGUCGAAUCAAGACGGAGUUUCUGGUCCAGAUGCAAGGUGUUGGUAAUGACAAUGAAGGGAUCCUGGUGUUGGGAGCCACUAACAUCCCGUGGACGUUGGAUUCUGCCAUCAGAAGACGAUUUGAGAAACGUAUCUACAUCCCCCUGCCGGAGGACCAUGCCCGUGGGUUCAUGUUUAAGCUAAAUCUGGGCAGCACACCAAACAGUCUCACAGAAUCAGACUUCAUCACUCUGGGAAAGAAGACCAACGGUUACUCCGGUGCUGACAUCAGCGUUAUUGUCAGAGACGCUCUUAUGCAACCUGUCAGGAAGGUCCAGUCUGCCACUCACUUCAAAAGGGUACGAGGACCAUCAAGGAAUGACCCAAAAAUGAUUACCGACGACCUCCUUACCCCCUGUUCUCCGGGCGACCCACAGGCCAUAGAGAUGACAUGGAUGGACGUUCCUGGAGAGAAGCUUUUGGAACCAAUUGUUUCCAUGUCGGACAUGCUCAGGUCCCUUGCCAAUACCAAGCCCACCGUGAACGAGCAGGAUCUGGAGAAGCUGAAAAAGUUCACUGAGGACUUUGGACAGGAGGGCUGAUCCAGUCCCCCGAAACAAAAUCAAACAGAUUGUGAUUAUAAUGUCUUCACUCUUGCCCUUCUCACAACCCUCAAUUCCUGUGACUGACGAGCCCCAUGAGCUCAGGCUGAAGGCUAGAUAUAAUCUGAAAUGUGUAACACUACAAAUUUCUUCAAACUCUCUUCUAGCCUAACUCCUUUUUUCUCCUGUCCUCAUCUGUUAAUAGCUACUCUACCUGCAAGGCUGCCUUCAGUACCUGCUGAGGUUUGAGACCAUCAUGUUUAUUUCAUCAUUAAUCAUUCCAGCUGGCUCAAUCAUUAUUAUAUUAAAUAUUAUAUAGUCUUACUAUGAUAAACACAGCUCAAUGGAUCUUACACAUAGAAGUCCUGUGCAACAUUUAGCAAUUGUAAUGAGCAGUCUGAGAAAUAUUUAUAUCAGUUUUGUUUACAAAGGCACAAAUAUCCCAAUACACACAAUAUUUAAAGGGGAUAGUUCACUCAAUAAAUGACCAUUUUCAUUGUUGGGUU
Myxocyprinus asiaticus (Chinese sucker) is the source of this 2136-nucleotide messenger RNA. RefSeq names its product vacuolar protein sorting-associated protein 4B. The record is from RefSeq and is a predicted model, not a curated record. Gene Ontology annotation, molecular function: ATP hydrolysis activity; ATP binding. Gene Ontology annotation, biological process: endosomal transport; vacuole organization. The transcript has 13 exons. Lineage: Eukaryota; Metazoa; Chordata; Actinopteri; Cypriniformes; Catostomidae. The coding region runs from base 107 to 1630 and encodes 507 amino acids.